GACAAACCCCCCCCCAAAGCCAUCGACUUCCUCUUCCUUUGAAAACCGAAAAAGGGGCUUGAAAUUCUCGUUCUUUCUUGUUCAAUCACAAGAUUUGGGGCUUGGAAUCUUCUCCCUCAACCUAGAAAAUCCCGGUCCUGCUUUGCUCUUCUCCCUUGUCCGCUGGCUGCUAUGUGGGUGUGAGAGUUUGGGCCUUUUUCUGGUAAGAUCUAGCCAUGAAUCCCUCUCUUUCACCUUGAUUUAGGUUGGGUUUACUUUAAUUGCUCUUGUUCCUCCAAUUUUUGGGUAGUUCCGUUAGCUUCCCCUGCAGAUCCCACCGGCCUUCCCCAAUCUGCUAGCUCCGGUUCCUUGUUUGUAAAUUCUGGAUAUUGCAUUUAUUUUAGGAUUUGUAACUUUUAUUACACUUGUUUGGUUGUGAAGUCCUUGGAGGUUUCCAAGGCAAUUAAUAACCCAUUUUGCAGAACUCCACCCUCUAUUUUGCAACAUCGUCUGGGGCACAAUUCAUUUCAUAGAUGUUCUUUCCAGCCAUCCUAUUGGAAGUCGACCGUUGGAAAGGAGAAGGGUCGUCUGGAAAAUCCUAUUUUCUUGUUUUUAGACAAAUCAAGUGGCACGCCUAAUAACCAAACUCACGUGGUAAAGGCCGGCUGAGGAUUUUUGAGGAAACAAUCCUUUGUUGGCACGCCCGGUGGGACACGAAAAGUGUAUAAGUUAAAGUUUACAGACCCUCUGUUUAUACAUCCAAAAGUGUCUGGAGCCAUGCCACCAAGAAAGAGCAAAGACAAAGAGGUUCAGCCAGCCCAGGCUGACCAUGCAGACGACAGUCCACUCCACUUUGAGGGCGAAAAUGAUCCCAUCACUUUUCUCCCAGUGUCACCUCUAGCAGAACGGUCUUAUGGGAAUCCAGUGUUUAAGGAGAAAGAAGCAGACCGUGGAGGUGACUUUGCUGAAUCAAGUAAUAUGUUUAGAGGUAUGAUGGAACGUCUGGAUUUAGCAUUCAAAGAAAAGAACCAGACUAUGCAGAGGCUGGUUAAGAGUCAAGCAGAAUCCUCCAAAAGUCAGGAAGAGAUAAUCAAACAAUGUAUGGAAGACAUGAGACGGGUCUUUGAGGAAGGCACUAGGGUGAUGCGAGAAACUGGGGAAGAAAGUCGCAGAACACUGCAGGCUGUUUCAGAACAAGUGGUUGAGCAAGUGCGACAGCCCAGACCUGAGAUUCCUCCUCCAGUCGUUGAAAUGCCCAAACAGAUUCAGGAAGCCCCAAUCCCAGCACUCGGGGGGCAAGGGAAUCAGCCUCAUCCUAACAUUCAACAACAGAAUUUCUUCAUGGGUGAAGGACAAAGACAGCAUGAACCAAUGAAGGCUGCUGCUCCUAUUGCAAACCAUGGCCAUCAACCUCAGCAUAGACCAGCCUUGAGACCAUUGGUGCGUCCAGCCUAUAGGAAGCCUUAUCCAGACAUCAUUGAUCAUGAAAAUCCUUUUCCAAGGGGUUUUAAAGUGCCUGAGUUCACUUUAUUUUCUGGUGAGGUUGGUCAGUCCACUAUUGAACAUAUUGGACGCUUCACAAUACAAUGUGGAGAGGCGUCUGGAGAUGAUAACUUGAAACUCAGACUGUUCCCUAGCUCUUUGACUGGGACAGCCCUUACAUGGUACCUCAGUUUGCCUCAAAAUUCAGUCUACUCUUGGAGGCAAAUGGAGGACUUGUUUCAUACUCAAUUCUAUCGUUGUGAACCGGAAGUGUCUAUGGCAGACUUGUCGAGGUUAGGCCAAAAGCCUGGAGAAUCGUCUGAGGCAUUCCUUGCGAGAUUUCGGAGAGCUAGACUGAAAUAUAGAGUUGCACUGCCAGAACAAGAAUUUGUCAAGCUGGCUCAGAAUGGUCUGGACAUUGAGCUCCGAAAGAAAUUUGAGCGGAUGGAAUUCCGAGACUUCUAUGAAUUGUCUUAUAAAGUGGCUCGGUAUGAAAAUCUGUUGAAAGAAGAUGUUCAAAAGAAGGCUGCAUCACAUGGAACUUAUUACAGUGACCCUAAUUUUGAUCUUGAUGUGGCUGAGGUGGUUACAGACAAGCCUGUUGUUUGCCCAGACCUUGUCAAACCAACUCACCAACCUGAGACGUCUGUGAGACGUUAUGUUGGUGAGGCUGGAAAACAGUAUACUUUUGAUGUGUCAAAAGCUAGUGAUAUAUUUGACGUCCUUAAAAAGAGUGGUCUGAUUAAGCUGCCGCCGGGACAUAAAAUCCCGACAGCGGUUGAAAUCAGAGCUAGAGAUUAUUGCAAAUUUCAUAAUUCUUGGAAGCAUUCUACUGAUAAUUGUCUUAUUUUUCGUAAUGUCUCGCAAGAAAAGAUUGAUAAGGGUAUCUUGAAAUUUCCAGACAAAGCGAAGGAAACCAUGGGAGUGGAUGCAGAUCCUUUUCCAACUGUAGAUCUAGACAUAGAAGGAGCGUCAGGUCAGACCAGUAGAGGCUCGGGGGGCAAGAAAGGAUCACUGUCACCUUCUAGACGGUGGGAGAAAAUCAGUCAUCCCAAGUUUCUAGCCCAGAAUCCCAGAACCUUGAGGCGCAAACUGCAGCGCAAGAGGGCUGAAGAGCGAAAAAGACACCAGAAGCAGGUGGAGGCUGAAGGAAGUUCAUCUCGCAGACCACGCCAACUUACCAAAAGGAAUAUGGUCUGGGUGAGAAAAGAGAAAAAGAAGGCUGUAACCCAGACUCUACAGAAGGAAGAUGACCAAUCUUCAGCCUCUCCAAAGGUGGCGUCUGUCAUUGUGAGUUUAGACGGGGUUUUGAAAGCAACUUUUGAAGCACAAGAACAGUCUAGGAAUGGUGGAGCUGAAUCGAAAGAAGAUGGCACUAUUCAUUUUGGGGAAUUCUCAGUGAAUUUGUCAUGUCUGGAAAAAGAAAAGGCCGUGUUGGAGAUAACAAAGAAAUUAGCGGCCUAUUUUGCUGAAAAAGCAGUUCAAGUAGACAGGUCUGAAAUUGUUCAUGAAGGUGAGGAGGUAGACCGAGGUGAUGAAAUAACUUUGGAGGAGCUGGAUCUUGCCCCAGCCAAGUUAGAUGACUUAAAAGCUGAAGUUCAAGACCCACUGGAGGAGAUCAAUCUAGGGUCUGAAAGUGAACCAAAGGUAACAUUUAUCAGCGGCUCUCUCGAGCCGCAGACACGAGAUCAAAUCGUCAGACUUUUGCAUGAAUUUAAAGAUUGUUUUGCUUGGGAUUACUCAGAAAUGCCAGAGGUCACUUUGAAGGUGAAAGAAGAAAUUGAGCGGCUGAUAAAAGCUGGGUUCAUUCGAACAUGCAAGUAUGCAGACUGGUUGUCAAAUGUAGUGCCUGUGCUAAAAAAGAAUGGAAAAUUAAGAGUCUGUGUUGAUUUUCUAAACUUGAAUUUAGCUACACCAAAGGAUGAGUAUCCUAUGCCAAUUGUAGACUUGUUGAUUGAUGGAGUAGCUCGUCACAAAAUUCUAUCUUUCAUGGAUGGUCAUAGUGGGUACAACCAAAUUUUUAUUGCAGACGUAGACGUUCCUAAGACAGCCUUUCGAUGCCCAAGUGCUAUUGGAACUUUUGAAUGGGUUGUGAUGCCAUUUGGUCUGAAGAAUGCUGGAGCCACCUAUCAAAGAGCCAUGAAUGCAAUUUUUCAUGAUAUGAUUGGUAAAUUCAUGGAAAUUUAUAUUGAUGAUGUUGUGGUGAAAUCAAAUGGGGAAGCAAACCACCUGGUUUAUUUGAGGAAGUCUUUUGAGCGGAUGAGGCAACAUGGCUUGAAAAUGAACCCACUUAAGUGUGCCUUUGGAGUGUCUGCGGGUAACUUCCUUGGGUACUUGGUGCAUGAGCGUGGUCUGGAGGUUGACAAGAACAAAGCUAGGGCUGUGAUUGAGGCGAAACCACCACAAAACAAGAAGGAGUUGCAAAGAUUUCUUGGCCAAGUUAAUUUCUUAAGAUGUUUCAUUUCUAACUUGGCUGGGAAAACCAGAGUCUUUUCUCCUCUGUUGAAACUCAAGUCUGAGGCGGAUUUUAAGUGGGAAGAACACCACCAGUCUGCCUUUGAUAUGAUAAAGUGGUACUUAUCCAGACCACCAGUACUUGUACCGCCUGUGAAAAAUAAGCCUUUAAUUUUGUAUAUAUCCACCGCAGACGAGUUCAUAGGAUGUCUGCUGGCGCAGGAAAAUGAUAAAAAACAGGAGCAGGCUGUGUAUUACUUGAGUCGAUGUUUGACCCAGACCGAAGUGUAUGUGGUUGCCAAGACUGAUAUUGUCAAAUAUAUGUUGUCCCGCCCUUUGUUAAGAGGCCGAAUAGGUAAAUGGAUUCUGGCCUUGUCUGAGUUUAAUUUGAAGUAUAUACCACAGAGGGCUAUCAAAAGGCAGGCACUGGCAGACUUUCUUGCAGAUUAUCUAUGUCUGGACAUGGAGGCAGAUGAAGAAAAAGGGAUUAACUUGUUUUCAAUAAGUUUAGUUCCCUGGAAACUUAUUUUUGAUGGAUCCAGUACAGAAACCAUGUCUGGAGCUGGAGUCGUGGUAAUUUCCCCGUCUGGGCUGAAAACACAGAUGUCUUUCCAGCUGGAUUUUAAUUGCACAAAUAAUCAAGCAGAAUAUGAAGCUUUGAUUAUUGGUCUUGAGAUGUUGGUGGAGCUUAAAGUAUCCAUGGUUGAGAUUGUAUUGCUUAUGCUAAGGGCUGCAAAUCUUGUCAGAUCCAUGGGCCACUUCAAACUUCAAAGAGUUCCAGCCUCUGAACUUAAUUCUAUUAUGAAACCAUGGCCAUUUCGAGGCUGGGCUAUUGACUUAAUUGGUAAGGUGUAUCCCCCUUCAUCAAAAGGUCAUUCAUUUAUUAUAGUGGCAACGGAUUAUUUUACCAAAUGGGUGGAGGCUAAACCAAUGAAGAAGGUAGACCAAUCUGAUGUAAUCCAGUUCAUCAAAGAGGACAUUAUUCACAGAUUUGGUCUGCCAGAAACAAUUACAACAGACCAAGGCACAGUUUUUGUCAGCCAUCAAGUGGAGGCAUUUGCAAAGGAAAUGGGUUUCCGUCUGUUAAAUUCUACUCAUCAUUAUGCACAAGCUAAUGGGCAAGCGGAGGCUUCUAAUAAGGUGGUGAUUAAUUUGCUUGAAAAAAUGGUGGAUGACAACCCUAGACGCUGGCAUGCAUUAUUGUCUGAAACACUAUGGGCUUAUAGAACUUCACAAAGGAGUUCAACCAAAAUGACACCUUUUGCCUUGACAUAUGGUCAUAACGCAGUCUUGCCAAUGGAGCUAAUAGCCAGGUCUUUAAGGGUGGUGAUUCAGCAUAAUCUCCAGUCUGGAGAGUACGAUGAGGCCAUGAUGCUUGAGCUUGAGGACCUUGAAGACUCACGUUUGACAGCCUUGGAUAGAUUGCAAGCUCAAAAACUCAAAAUUGCAAAGUCUUACAACAAGAGAGUAAAAGGUAAAAAUCUGGCGGUUGGUGAUUUGGUCUGGAAAGCAAUUUUACCUCUUGGCAAGAAAGAUCACAGAUUUAGGAAAUGGUCUCCAAAUUGGGAAGGACAUUUUGAAUUCAUGAAGUGUUGAGAGGGGGUGCUUAUUGGUUGGAGUCACUUGAUGGAGAGCUUCAUCUCAGAAAAAUCAAUGGAAUUUAUCUCAAGCCUUAUUACCUGACAGUCUGGGAGGCAAGAGGCUUAGAGUCUUAAGAAGCUAUCUGAGCCAAGUUCAUACUUCUGUCUGUGCAUAAAUAAGUUGAUUUGCU
Messenger RNA from Rubroshorea leprosula, 5686 nucleotides. The record is from the annotation of a GenBank genome assembly. NCBI's taxonomy places the organism in Eukaryota, Viridiplantae, Streptophyta, Magnoliopsida, Malvales, Dipterocarpaceae.